UGAGUGUUUGGGAGCAGCGCGGGGAAUACGGUUUGCAAGGCACGUCGCGUCCCGCCCAGCCUGUUGAGCAGGUAGACGGGAGUGAGCCCGAGCGUGAGUACCGCGGUCGCCUGUGCGUGGGGAUUUGCGAGGCGCGCCCUGGAGCUGCCGGAGAUCCCGAAACGCAGCCGCGAGGUCUGGGAAGCCAGCGACACAUCAAAUGAAAGAAAAUAGCCUAAACUUUUGAGCCUCUGGAUCGUUGGGGAUUGUGUCGUCUGGCUGUUGGGAGGAUCGAUGGAACAGUUCCCGUGAGGCUUGACUGUAAAUACAGAAUCCCCAGCACCGUGCCAGGCACAUCGUAGGAAACACCGCAGUCACCAGGACCUUUGAUCUGAUAGUGGCUUCUGUUUGUCAGUCCCGCAUAAAAAGAAGAGCUCAUCGGGAGGCUAUCCACGGCAGGGCGAGAGGCUACCAACACCAUGUUCUGCACGAAGCUGAAAGAUCUCAAGAUCACAGGAGAGUGCCCUUUGUCCUUACUGGCACCGGGGCAGGCUCCCAAAGAGCCCGCAGAAGAGGUAGCAGGAAGCUCAGAGAGUGGCAAAACAACUCUGCCCAUCUGUCAGGAUGUUCCUGAGAAGAAUGUACCAAGAAGUCUUCCUCAAAGAAAGACCAGUAGGAGCCGCGUCUACCUUCACACAUUAGCAGAGAGCAUUUGCAAACUGAUUUUCCCAGAGUUGGAGCGGCUGAACCUUGCACUUCAGAGAACAUUGGCAAAACACAAAAUAAAAGAAAGCAGGAAAUCUUUGGAAAGAGAAGACUUUGAAAAAAUAAUUACAGACCAAGCAAUUGCAGCAGGAGUUCCAGCAGAAAUCAUCAAAGAAUCUCUCGGUGAAGAGCUUUUCAAAAUAUGUUAUGAGGAAGACGAACACAUCUUAGGUGUGGUUGGAGGAACCCUCAAAGAUUUUUUAAAUAGCUUCAGCACCCUUCUGAAACAGAGCAGCCACUGCCAAGAGGCAGAAAAGAGAGGCAGGUUCGAGGACGCUUCCAUUCUAUGCCUGGAUAAAGAUCACAAUUUCUUAAAUGUUUACUAUUUUUUCCCUAAGAGAAUCACGUCUCUGAUUCUUCCUGGCAUCAUUAAGGCAGCUGCUCACAUUUUGUACGAAACCGAAGUGGAUGUGUCACUGAUGCCUCCCUGCUUCCGUACUGAAGGCAGCGAGUUCGUUAAUCAGCCCUAUUUGUUAUACUCGCUUCACGUCAAAAGCACCAAGCCAUCCCUGUCCCCGGGCAAGCCCCAGUCCUCGCUGGUGAUUCCUGCUUCCCUCUUCUGCAAGACCUUUCCUUUUCAUUUCAUGUUCGACAAAGACAUGACAAUUCUGCAGUUUGGCAAUGGCAUUAGAAGGCUGAUGAACAGGAGAGACUUUCAAGGAAAGCCUAAUUUUGAAGAGUACUUUGAAAUUCUGACUCCAAAAAUCAAGCAAACGUUCAGUGGAAUCCUGACCAUGUUGAACAUGCAGUUUGUGGUCCGAGUGAGGAGGUGGGACAACUCUGUAAAGAAAUCUUCCAGGGUGAUGGACCUCAAAGGCCAGAUGAUCUACAUUGUUGAAUCCAGUGCAGUCUUGUUCUUGGGCUCACCCUGUGUGGACCGAUUAGAAGAUUUUACGGGACGAGGGCUCUACCUCUCAGACAUCCCGAUUCACAAUGCACUGAGGGACGUGGUGCUGAUAGGGGAGCAGGCCAGGGCACAGGACGGCCUGAAGAAGAGGCUGGGCAAGCUGAAGGCCACCCUUGAGCAGGCCCACCAAGCCCUGGAGGAGGAGAAGAAGAAGACCGUGGAUCUCCUGUGCUCCAUAUUUCCCUGCGAGGUUGCACAGCAGCUGUGGCAAGGGCAAGUCGUGCAAGCCAAGAAGUUCAGUGAUGUCACCAUGCUCUUCUCAGACAUCGUUGGGUUCACCGCCAUCUGCUCCCAGUGCUCUCCGCUGCAGGUUAUCACCAUGCUCAAUGCACUCUACACUCGCUUUGACCGGCAGUGCGGAGAGCUGGAUGUCUACAAGGUGGAGACCAUUGGCGAUGCAUAUUGUGUGGCUGGGGGAUUACACAAAGAAAGUGAUACCCAUGCUGUUCAGAUAGCACUGAUGGCCCUGAAGAUGAUGGAGCUGUCUGAUGAAGUUAUGUCUCCCCAUGGAGAACCUAUCAAGAUGCGGAUUGGACUACAUUCUGGGUCAGUUUUUGCUGGAGUCGUCGGCGUUAAAAUGCCUCGUUACUGUCUUUUUGGAAACAACGUCACCUUGGCAAACAAAUUUGAGUCCUGUAGCGUACCACGGAAAAUCAACGUCAGCCCGACAACGUACAGAUUACUCAAAGACUGUCCUGGUUUUGUGUUUACCCCUCGAUCAAGGGAGGAACUCCCACCAAACUUCCCCAGUGAAAUUCCUGGAAUCUGUCAUUUUCUGGAAGCUUAUCAACAAGGAACAAAUUCAAAACCAUGGUUCCAAACGAAAGAUGUUGAAGAUGGCAAUGCCAAUUUUUUAGGCAAAGCCUCAGGAAUAGAUUAGCAAAAUGUAAACCCGGUUAUUAGGCUUGGGUUUUGACUCCUACGAGCAUGUGUGGAAUCUCUGAAAGCACUUUAAGAUUGCAGAUGACUAAGAACAAUAUUCAGAUUUCAGGAGCUAAGUCACCAUCUACUUUUUCUUCCAUUUAACAUGACAAAAAUGUAUUCACUUCAAUACUUCAAGUCUUCAGAGGAAAAAAAAAAAAGGAAAGAAGCCUCAAAAAUGACAUUUGGGGGAUAUUUCUGUUACUAUAACAAACACUUAUUACCUGUACUCAAAACUCAGCACCUUGUACAUAUAUCCGGUAAUUGUAGUGACCUGACUUGCACACACUGAUGGGGUUACCUGCAGUCUGUGCCCUAGUGGAAUGGUUGUUAAAGUGUAUUUGUGAUAGUGUUGCCUUAAAAAAGCUUUCUGAAUAGAAAUGAUAGUCUUUGAUACCAUAAGCUCUUUGAACCUUUCAAGUCUGCCUUUUCUUACAUUUCUUCAUUUAACUGUUGGCAUAGAUAACAAAAUAGGUUGAGUAUUUUUUCUGUUGCACUGUUUCUUCUCCAUUUUUUAAGAAGAUAAGCAAUUAUGGGUUAGAUGCAAUAUGAAUAUAAAAUAGUUCAUCUAUAAAUAUCAAAGACUGUUUUAUAAAAAUAUCUGCCAUAACAUAAUGUGUCAUAUCAAUAAAUAUCGACUUUUGUUUGACAUUA
Leopardus geoffroyi (Geoffroy's cat) is the source of this 3226-nucleotide messenger RNA. It is a transcript of the gene GUCY1A1, whose product is annotated as guanylate cyclase 1 soluble subunit alpha 1. Lineage: Eukaryota; Metazoa; Chordata; Mammalia; Carnivora; Felidae. Gene Ontology annotation, molecular function: guanylate cyclase activity; heme binding. The record is from RefSeq and is a predicted model, not a curated record. Gene Ontology annotation, biological process: response to oxygen levels; cGMP biosynthetic process. Bases 459 to 2531 code for a protein of 690 amino acids. The transcript is spliced from 11 exons. Gene Ontology annotation, cellular component: guanylate cyclase complex, soluble.